Molecule: messenger RNA, 1125 nt
Organism: Cordyceps fumosorosea ARSEF 2679
Lineage: Eukaryota; Fungi; Ascomycota; Sordariomycetes; Hypocreales; Cordycipitaceae
Product: PH domain containing protein
Exons: 3
Coding region: 1-1125 (374 amino acids)
Source: RefSeq, a predicted model, not a curated record
AUGGACGAAUCACAAGAGCCUCCGGCGGACGACGGCCAUGCUUCUCGCGAAGGCUCACCGCCGCCAGGGCGCCGUCUAUCCAUAGACGAAGAUUUGUUUUACCACCGCAUCAUGUCAGCUCCGCCACGCCGCUCGUCACUACCUCCGCCUUAUGUGCCCAGCGAGUCUUCCCUCUAUAACGCUGUCGACUCUGUACAAAGGAAAGCCAAGGGCAAGUCUAGAUGUACCUCCGACGGCGAAUCUGAAGAGCUGCCCGCCUAUUCCAAUUCUCUUUACAUGGAAGGAAUCUUUACCAAGAAGCAUGAGAUCGAGAAUACGACAAAAAGAGCGGAAGAUCGCCGGUGGCACAACGCUUUCGUGGUUCUCGACGGAACCGCUCUUCACGUCCAUCACGUAAAGAAAGACUGGGGAUGGGGAAAGGCGAGAGACGGCCCAAGUAUAUGUCCGGAUAAUCCUCCGUGGGUGAGGAAGGGCAAGUUGGAGAAAACCUACAGUUUGCUACAUGCAGAUGCGGGCAUUGCUGCUGAUUAUAAAAAACGACGCUACGUGAUCCGUAUACGAGCAGAAACAGACCAGUUUCUUCUUUCGUGCAUCGAGCUAGGCACUUUUGUGAGGUGGCUAGAGGCGUUAUUCGCUGCUAUUGACAUUGCAGCACCUAUCGAUGAACGCGACUUCCCCCGGGACAUGUCCAUCCCCCGAGUUCAACAAACGCUUGCACCACACACGCCGGUGUUUCCUGACCACGAAAUCGAACACGCCCAAAACGCCAUCGACUCAGAUUCUGAGGAAUCCGAAGAUGAAGACGACGGUGGCUUUACCAGAGGACCCCGGCUGGCACACCGAUUAAGCACAACAUCGUAUCACAACGCCUCGGUAGAUCCAUUCUCCGGCAAAUGGUUUCCAGAGCACAAGUGGUCAGAGGCUCACGACAUGCUUUACGCCAAGCUAUGCUACAGCAAUCUGCUAUUCCGAAGCCCGAGAAGAUCAAACUACAUUAUCAGCAAGGGAAAGCAGUGGUUCGUCGACUGGGCCACCGGGCGCAUGGUACGAGUGCUGCCACCACCCUACGGCGAAGAUCACUUUGGACCAUGGCAGGUUGUCCACACGGAAAACCCGCGCAUUUAA